UUUUUAACCGGGGCUAAAACCCAUGGAUCCAAACGCACCCAUGGGUGCGAUUGUAUAGAUUGAUACAAUCGCGAAAAAUAUAUGCCUUUUUUGGUUCAACAAUAAAGCUUUGGCGUUGACCUCAAGCAUAACGAUAUCUCCUCUUUCGAUCCUGUCUGUUCUCAAGUAUUUGCUCUCUCUACAAUGGUCGAUGCGCUUGUUUCUGGAGUCUUAGACCGACUGGCCUCGAUCGGCUGUCAAGUAGCUGAAAAUGGGGUGAGACUUGUUGUCGGUGUAGACGAAGAAGUCAGGAAGAUCGGCCGCACUCUUCAGAUCAUCCGAGCUGUCCUUAUAGACGCAGAGAAAAGACAAGUGAAGGAGCAAGCUGUUAAACUUUGGCUCGAUAAGCUUCACAACGUAGCUUAUGAUAUUGAAGACGUGUUGGAUGAGUGGAGCACUGCAAUUCUCAAAUCGAAAACCGAGGAAUAUGAAAGCUCUUCAUCUUCGACGUCCUUGGUAAGGCCGAUUCAAUCCUCAAGCAUUUCUAUUCCACAACUUUUUCGACGUCGUGAUAAUGCUGUUUGGCUUCAACGCACAAGCAUUUCUAUUCCACGACUUGUUCGACGUCGUGAUAUUGCUGUCAAGAUUCAAGAGCUAAAUGAAAGGCUUCAAGCCAUUGCAAAAGAGAAAGAUGAUUAUGCUUUCAUCGUUAGUCUAACUGGGAACAAUGAUCUAGAGUCUGAACGACCAAAAACUACAUGCUUUGUUGAUGUAUCGGAAAUACGUGGUCGAGAUAAAGAUAAAUGCACCCUUACAAGCAUUUUGCUAAGUGAAAACAAUACUGAAGUAAGGGGAAUCCCUGUGAUCUCUAUAGUGGGGAUGGGAGGAAUAGGAAAAACAACUUUAGCCCAAAUGGUUUACAACCAGAGUGAGGUAAAUGCCUAUUUUCAAAAGAAAAUAUGGGUUUGUGUUUCAAAUCCUUUUGAUGAGAUGAGGGUUGCAAAAGCAAUUCUUGAAUCUCUAACGGGUGUUGCCUGGAGUUUAAGUGAGUUGAAUAGUGUGCUAGAGAAAAUCCAUGAAUCUAUUACCAGAAAAAAGUUCCUUCUUGUUCUAGAUGAUGUGUGGACUGAGGAUGAGAGGAAGUGGCAAUCUUUGAAAUGCUGUCUUAACGGUGGUCCCCAAGGAAGCAAAAUCUUGGUGACCACACGUAAGGAGAAUGUUGCUACUAUCAUGGGCUGCACCAAAUUAUUCCAUUUGGGGAAGUUAUCCGAAGAAGAAUGUUGGUCCUUGUUUAGUCACAUAGCACUUUCUCGGAGGAAUGACAGAGAGCGUAAGAUUUUGGCAGACAUUGGUAAGAAGAUAUCAGAUAAGUGUAAGGGUUUGCCACUUGCAGCAAAAACAUUAGGAGGUCUCUUACGUUUCAAAAGAUCUAGAGAACAAUGGCAAAGAAUCUUGGAUAGUCACAUGUGGGAGCUUGAUGAGGCUGAAAAUGGUCUUUUUUCUCCCUUACUAUUGAGCUACUAUGAUUUGCCAUCCUCAUUAAGGCAAUGCUUCUCUUAUUGUGCCAUUUUUCCUAAAGAUCAUAAGAUAGAGAAAGAUUUGUUGAUCAAGUUAUGGAUGGCUCAAGGUUUUCUUGGAGACAUGGAAGGAAAUGAGAUGGAGAUUGUAGGUGAAGAGUAUUUUGAUAACUUGGCAAUGCGUUCUUUCUUUCAAGAGUUUGAAAAAGAUGAAGAUGAUGAUAGCAUAGUUCGAUGCAAAAUGCAUGAUAUAGUGCAUGAAUUUGCUCAGCUUUUGAGAAAAAAUGAAUGUUUUGCGCUAUCAGGCAAUGAUAUUGAAGAGCAAAGGGCUGACUGUAUUCGUGAAAAUGCUCGUCAUUUAACAUUGAUUCUUGAUGAUGACCAUGUCGCAAUUCCAAAUCCCCUUUACAAUAUUAAAAAGCUACGCAGCCUCCUAGUUGAUUCAAGUCAUUGUAACUUAUCAACUUUAAAUGCAGCUUUGCCGAAAUUAUUUGAUCAGUUGACUCGUCUGAGGAUGCUAGACUUGAGCAACAAUAGAUGUCGACUGCAAAGUUCAAUUAAAGAACUUCCAAUGGAAAUAGGAAAAUUGAUACAUUUGAGAUACUUUAGUGUGGAGGGAAAUAAAGGGUUGGAAUAUUUGCCUGAUUCAUUGUGUGACCUGUGUAACUUACAAACUCUAAACAUCAGGUUGUGCUUAGGUCUUAGAAGAUUGCCUUCUGGAAUUGGAGGGCUAGUCAACUUGAGACAUCUUCAAAAUGCAGAAACAUAUGGAUGCAGAUCCAUGGCAAGUGGAUUUGGAAGAUUGACACGUCUGCAGACAUUGGAAGAACUUGUAGUGGGUGAAGCAUUCAGCGGAUUGGGUGUAGCAUUCAACCUUAGAGAUUUGGGAUACUUGGCCCAUCUACGAGGGAAUCUUAAGAUAAUAGGAUUGGGGGAUGUGAUUCAACAGAAAGUGCUAAUGGUACGAAGAUUGGGAAACGAGAGUCUAGGAAAUGAGGCAGAGGAAGCAGGACUUCGAAGUAAGACUGGCCUCCGGAAUUUGACUCUAUCGUUUGAUUCCAAUUCCAAAAAUAGAAGAAUUACUGAUGAAGCAUUUCUUCGUGAAGCAUUUCUUCUUGAAGCCUUACAACCACCUCCGUACCUGGAAUCUUUGACCAUUAAUCGCAUGAAUGGUCCAACCGUGUUCCCCAGUUGGAUGACAUCAUUGACUAUGCUGAAGAGGGUUAUAUUAUGGGCUUGUUUCUUUUGGGAAACCUUGCCUCCCAUGUGGAAGUUGCCUUUCCUGGAACAUCUAGAGAUAUGGGAAAUGAAGAAAGUGAAAAAAGUGGGCCAAGAAUUUAUGGGAGCAGACAGAGAAGAAGGACAAACAUCUUCUUCUUCAUUAUCAUCUGUUAAUAAUAAUAUUGCCUUCCCUAAUUUGAAACAUCUCAAAUUUCAAGUUAUGGAAGAGUGGGAAGAGUGGGAAUAUGGGAACCUACCAACUAUCAUGCCAAGUCUUUGUUCCUUGAAAAUCAAUAGUUGCCUCAAGUUAAAGUUGCUGCCACGCGUUCUUCUCCAGAAGACAACUCUGCAAGUAUUGGAUAUCUUCGAUUGCCCGAUUCUGAGAGAACGUUGUUCAAGAAAUGGGAGAGGGGAGGACUGGCCAUACAUCUCUCACAUCCCAACCAUCACAAUUGAUGGUGAAGACGUGCGAAGAGACGGCUGAACUCUUCUCAGCUUCAGAGCAUUACAUGGAACCUGCGUCGGGAUUUCAAGGUACUCCAUUUCUCUUCUCUUGGUCACUUUAGUGUUUCAUGGUGAUGAAGACUUGGAUAUGUGGAUCACUCAUCACUGCCUAGAAAGAGGAA
Messenger RNA from Durio zibethinus, 3343 nucleotides. RefSeq names its product putative disease resistance RPP13-like protein 1. Gene Ontology annotation, molecular function: ADP binding. Lineage: Eukaryota; Viridiplantae; Streptophyta; Magnoliopsida; Malvales; Malvaceae. The record is from RefSeq and is a predicted model, not a curated record.